Molecule: messenger RNA, 1270 nt
Organism: Brassica rapa (field mustard)
Lineage: Eukaryota; Viridiplantae; Streptophyta; Magnoliopsida; Brassicales; Brassicaceae
Product: nuclear transcription factor Y subunit A-5
Biological process (GO): regulation of DNA-templated transcription
Cellular component (GO): CCAAT-binding factor complex
Molecular function (GO): DNA-binding transcription factor activity; DNA binding
Source: RefSeq, a predicted model, not a curated record
GACAAGAAAAAGGGUGAAAAGAGACAGGUUUAGUCUUUUAAGCCAUAGCCAAUAAUACACUUAUUUGCAGAGACAGAGGAAGAGAGAGAGAAGAAACAGCCAUGUUUUGAGGAAGGAGACAUGCAUCAUCAUCUUCUCCAGCUUGUUACUUAACUUCUCUUUCUCUCCAUCUUUUACCAAAUCUAGACACCAAAGGCCUUUUUCCUUUGGUAACAUUAGCUUAUCAAGAAGACAAUGCAAGUGUUCCAAAGCAAAGAUUCAUCUGGGUCUACUUGGGAAAACUCAAACAUUCAAAGAUCUCAAUCUUUCAGCUUGACAAAGAACAUGAUGAUGAUGUCUACUACACAACUCCCCAGCUCGAUGAAACAUUCGAGUUUGCAGCUGCAAAAUCAAGAUUCUUCCUCAACGCAAUCUACUGGAGAAUCAGGCGGUGGUGAAGCUGCAAGCUUUGGAGAACCUAACCGUUAUGGAUGCAACAGUAUUGUUGCUAAUACCAAUCUCUCAGGUUAUAAUAAGUCAACAACCACCUCGUCGAUGGUGUCUCAAGAGCCUGUGUUUCCUCCUACUUGUGGUCCACCAUCUUGGCCUCUUCAGUGUGCUGAAACAUCACAUUUCAAUGGUUUCUUGGCUCCUGAAUAUGCAUCGCAACCAACGGCGCUGACGCAUUUAGAAAUGAUGGGUUUGGUUACUUCAAGAGUGCCAUUGCCUCAUAACAUUCAAGAGAACGAGCCAAUAUUCGUCAAUGCAAAACAGUACCACGCCAUUCUACGUCGCAGGAAGCAUCGUGCUAAGCUUGAAGCUCAGAACAAACUCAUCAAAAGCCGUAAACCGUACCUUCAUGAGUCUCGCCAUCUUCAUGCUUUAAAGAGAGCCAGAGGCUCUGGUGGACGUUUCCUCAAUACAAAGAAGCUUCAAGAAUCAUCAAACUCACCACUCUGUUCUUCUCAAAUGGCAAAUGGAGAGGGCUACUCAAAGAGCUCGACCACACCAAGCUCCAGUUCAGACCGUAACAACAUGUUCCAGAACACACCGUUCAGAUUCUCAGGGUAUCCAUCAACACACCAUGUCUCAGCUCUCAUGUCAGAGACUUGAGCCAAUGUGGGAAGUCAUCCUUGGCUAUAAACUGUUACUGCUUCUUUAUAAAAUUUCUACUUUCAAAAACUCUCUGUUUUCAUCAUCUGCAAUCUCAACUCUAUAUAUUGAAGUAACUUUCAUAUCAUUUGUCAUCAAACUAUUUUGUUAGUUAUAACAUUUUCGGAUUCUCUUUUAA